This is a messenger RNA of Penicillium cataractarum, 306 nucleotides long. RefSeq lists its product as uncharacterized. The transcript has a single exon. The record is from RefSeq and is a predicted model, not a curated record. NCBI's taxonomy places the organism in Eukaryota, Fungi, Ascomycota, Eurotiomycetes, Eurotiales, Aspergillaceae. Bases 1 to 306 code for a protein of 101 amino acids.
AUGACAGUUGAUCAGUCAACUCUGGACGUUCUGGACUUCUCUACCAUUCAGCAAGGAUCAUCCCCGCUCGCAGGGCUGGGUGCGAUAGGACAUCUCGUCAUCGUGCUGCGCACACAGACCUAUCCCAUCACGCUUUUAACCCUGGGAUCGUGUGACGUUCCAACUUACUGGCUAUGGCUAUGUCUAAACAUAGUACAGAUCACAGCGAUCAGGGCUGCGGAAACGGUGAUCCGAGAUUGGAUCGAAUCAGAUGGGGUGUGGAAGCGCGCUGGUCAUGUGCUUCUAUCAUCGAUUAUCGAGUACUAA